CCCGGGGUACCGCUGAGGCGGGGCGGGCCAGGCCAGAGGCUCUCCGGCGGCGGGCGCGCAGGGGCCCGGCUCCCGAGGCGGCGGCAGGCAGCAUCUCGGCGCGGGGAGCGGCUCCGCAGCCACCGGGCCAAUGAACAUGUCAGUGUUGACUUUGCAGGAAUACGAAUUCGAGAAGCAGUUCAACGAGCAUGCGGCCAUCCAGUGGAUGCAGGAAAACUGGAAGAAAUCAUUCCUGUUUUCAGCUCUGUACGCUGCCUUUAUAUUUGGUGGUCGGCACCUAAUGAACAAACGAGCAAAGUUUGAGCUGAGGAAGCCGCUAGUGCUCUGGUCUUUGAGCCUCGCCGUCUUCAGUAUAUUCGGUGCUGUUCGAACUGGUGCUUACAUGCUGUACAUUUUGAUGACCAAAGGCCUGAAACAGUCAGUGUGUGACCAGAGUUUUUACAUUGGACCUGUCAGCAAAUUCUGGGCAUAUGCAUUCGUGCUAAGCAAAGCACCCGAACUAGGUGAUACAAUAUUCAUUAUUCUUAGGAAGCAGAAGCUCAUCUUCUUACACUGGUACCAUCACAUUACAGUGUUACUUUACUCUUGGUACUCCUACAAGGACAUGGUGGCUGGCGGGGGCUGGUUCAUGACCAUGAACUACGGGGUGCACGCCGUCAUGUACUCCUACUAUGCCUUGCGGGCCGCCGGCUUCAGGGUCUCGCGCAAGUUCGCCAUGUUCAUCACCCUGUCGCAGAUCACUCAGAUGUUGAUCGGUUGCGUGAUCAAUUACCUGGUCUUCUCCUGGAUGCAGCAUGGCCAGUGCCAUUCCCACGUGCAGAACAUCAUCUGGUCCUCUCUCAUGUACCUCAGCUACUUUGUGCUCUUCUGCCAUUUUUUCUUUGAAGCCUAUAUUGGCAAAACCAGAAAAGAAAGGAAGGUUGACUAGAGGUAGAAACGAGAAGCCAUAGCUCAGGGUCAUCAAGAAAAAAACAAAAUUAUAAGAAAAAAAAAGGCACAAGGAAACACAUAUAUGUAUGGUGCAGCUAAAACUUGGCAGCUUAGGGAAAGUUAGCUUGGUUUAACCCAGUAAGUUUAUGAUCCUAUCAUGGUGAGGACUCACUGAAUUCUACUCUAUCUCAAAGGACUGCUGAUGAAAGACAACUUCCUUCUUGUACCUCUCUGCUCUAGAAAAGAAGGAGAAAAGAAGAGAAAAUUCAAGAAAAAGAAAGAAAAAAAGAGAGAAGAAAAGAGAUAUGGAAUAAUGUUAAGGGGGGAGUAAAAAGUACAUUAAAUAAGCAGUGUGUUUCCCCAAGGUGGAGGAGAGACUUCUAUUUAGAAAAAGAAAAAAGGUUUCUAAAUCCUUUCUAAUAAUUUCUCUGCAUUAAACAACAACAACAAAAAAAAAAAAGCAGAGGUGAAAAAAAAAUCUGUCUAUAAUAACAACAAGAUUGCAGAAUUAAAAUUUUUUCCAUAGAAGGUUAAUACCUUCAGCCAAAGUGAAGCCCAAAAAGAUGUUUCCUGCAUGGAAACUGGCUGAACUCCACACUGUGGUUAUGUAUGGAAAAGAGAAGAGAUUGAUUUCUCUGCUAUGUACUCUGCCAGGAGAGCAGAUCUGGGAUACAGAGUGACUUCCCUCAGAAGGUGGAAAGGAGCAGUAUUUUUACAAGAGUUUAAUGUGAAAAGAUGCACUGUUGCAAUACAUAUCUCAGAGAGUGCAUUUCCAAGUGCAUUUUUCAGUUAAAGGCAAGGAAUUUCUGCAGCAGGAUAAGUCAUAGAGGGUUAAAUCAAUCAAUAUUUGCUAAAUUACCAGGGGCUAAUAGCGGAGGGAUGUUCAGAAAGGAGAGGGAGACAACUCCUCUCACAUGAUUUUUAGGAAUUAUCCAUUGCUCUUAAUUUAGCCCGCAGCAACACCGAAUUAAACGGGGGAAAUCGGGAGAAAUCGCAGUUAGCGAGAAGAGAGUGAUUUAUCUGCCCACUGUUUUCAGAACAGAGCCCUGUGGUACAAUCUAGAUUCUGUGUUUUUGCAGACACAAGGAUGCCUGCCUGAGUCGGCAGAGGUGGCAGGACUGUGCGACAUUGGGUAUCACUGUGCUUCUGCAUCUGCCUCCUGGGCAGUGCAAAGAUGUUCAAAGUGCCCUCCUCUGGUCAUGUGGAGAUACUACUACAAAACAUACCUGGAACAGGUUUUUCUUGAGAUUUGUGUAGGAAAAAAAUUAGUCUAAAUGAAGUAAUUUUGGUGCAACAGCUUGACUCUAAAGUCCAGAGAGAGUGAUCUUUCAUUAAACAAAUAUAUCUCUGCAGAAUCUGUACUGUAACAUCAGACUGACCGCUUAAGAAGACACUCUUUCUUCUCUGAAGUCAGCUACAGAUGUAAACAGAAAUGUAUUUCACUCUGAACCUUAGAGAGUUAGUUGAGAACAGCCAUAUUCUUUUAAAGACAAGUAGAUUGCAUUAUCUGUGAUAUUCCAGUCCUUACAAAGCCAAAUAAAAUGUGUAAAAGUUCCUAGUAUUUCAAAGACGCAAGUAUGUAAACUUGAUGUUAAAUGUGUUAAUGUAGUAUUCUAAAUUGUAACAGCUAGGUAGUUUAACUAAACAAUUAGAAGAACUAGAUCAACAAAAUAGGGACUGCUGUUCUGCAUAGAAUAUACACACACCUAUAACUACACCCAUAUACACAUUCUGUGAAUUGUCGACAAGAAAAAACAGCCCAGUGGCAGAGAAUCACAUUUCCUGGCUAAUGCAAAAGAUUGUCAUUAUCUUUCUUGCUUUAAUUUGAGAUUGUACAGUACAAAGGGGUUUCUUUAAUUAUUAUUUUUAGCUUUAAUUGUGCUGUCAUUCAUGAAACAGAGCUGCUUUAGUAUCCUGUUAAGAGAUGACAAGGGCUUUCGGUGUCUCAUUAUAUACAAAAGAAAAAAAAAUAAAAUUACAUUCCAUAUUAUGUGAAUGGUCUUACAAAUCAAAGGCCUUUUCAGGCUCAAAUCGUAAUUAUAACAAGCAGAAAAUGAGUUUACAUUUGUGUUAUUUAAGUUAUUGAUGUGCUGACAUUAUUUUAUGGUACAAACCAUUGCAAAAUGUGAUAUGCAGUAAUGAAGCUAUGAUACUCAUUAAUAGGACUACUGUAUACGUGGAAAUAUUAGACAAAACCAAUUAAAUGUGUAAAGCAUUUUGUUAUACAGCUUGGGAGUAGAUAAUUAUAACGCUGAAUAAGCCUUUUUCCUCAUGUUUAAUUUUGCCCUGGCUAAAAAGCAGGUUAAGAAGACCAGUAAAGAGUGGAAAAGGCAAAAUUAAAGUUAACUGCAAUUAGCUGAUAAAGUGUUAGUAGGAGCCCACCAUUGUGCCAUUCAGAGCCUCAGUCCCAUGUGUCUUAAGUCUCUCAGACAGAGCAAGAGGGGCUGGAAGUGGUCCAGUGUCUGGAGCUGAAGCUGGAGCAGACCUCUUGGACUCUCUGAAGUCAGUGGAGGCUUUGCUGUGCUUUGAACAGAGCCAGUGUGCCUGACUGCCUUUAUCUGAGCAGAGGGGAAGGAGCCCUGCAUAUCUCCUGCAAAUUUGAGGCUUAUGGCUCAUGACUGAAAACCUUUAUUGAUGGCAAGUGACAUCACAGCCUGGCAAGGACUUGCUGCCCAACUUUAACACAGGCAUGAAACAGGGUGGGCUGCAAACAGCAAUCACCCCUCUUUCAUACUCUGUUUUCCUUAAUUGCAUAGGAUUAAACCCCCAUAUUUCUUGGUCCUGGAUGGCAAUGCUGGCAAUGCCAACACUGAUUUCAGCAGAGCAAGAAAUUCACCUGCUCCUUCCCCAUCUCCCAAAGCCCUCAUGGGUGCUUCUGCACCGUUCCCAUGCCCAGUGCCCUCCCAGACAAGGCUGGCUGUGGGGGAGGCAGCUGCCCUGCUGCAGCUUCCCUCCUGCCUGGGAAGCAGCUCCAGUGCAGUCACCAGCCCGAGUGACCUCCUCAGCAGGCAGUGCAGAUGCACCCCUGGUGUGCAGGGGAAGCUGAGCACCAAAUGCAGGGGGCAUCCUGGCAGGUGACUGGGCUGCACACAAGCACACUUGUAGGGAUGUGGCAGCAGGAUCAGACAUGUAAGGUACAGUGACAAAUGAGGGAGCAUUUGUUGUCACACUGGGAGCUGGCUGUGACACUGCCAUUUGCUUCAGGAAAUUAGAACAUCACACACACAUUUACAAGGUCCUAUGGCCCUACUGUACCAGCAGGGUUUUCCUCUGAGGUUUUGCACUGGAGCCAAAUGGUCUAACUGCCAUUAAAGAAUUUGACAAAAAUACAAAAUACAGCUGACACUGUUUUUCUUACUUUUCUUCCCCUGAAACAUACAUGCAUCAUAUUUAGACAUCAUGUUUAAUCCACUUGCAAAUUCUUUAACACUGAGCUUGUCAUGUAAUGACACCUCAACGGUACUCCUGCUGUUCCAACCUUUGAGCCACAAGAUACAAACAGAGCUAAUUGGGUCCUACUUAUUUCCCCUGGCUUGGGUCUUGGAGUCAUAUUUUCAGAUUUUUCUGUCCAGUACCAGAACUCUUUUUUUCCCUAGUUAUUUUAAAGAAACCUGUAAUUCUGUUGUGUUCACACAUGCCAUGGGGAACUCAAACUUUAUAUAAAUUUACCAAGGGUUAUAGGACCUGUGACAUGUGUGAGACAUGCUAGAAAUGCUGUUAUGGGAUCCACUGUUAAAGUCAGGAAAGUUCCACUGUUGAUGAGGUCGCUCUACCAGGGUCAAAGUCUGUGUUUUAUGUUUUGAUGCAUUAAUGCAAUGUACUGAAAUAAAACCAGAAAGGUCAGUAUGGAUUUAUGCUUAGGCAGCUGCCAGCAGAAUUUGGCUCUUCCUUAAAACUACUUCUGUGUAGUGAACACUUUAAGGAAAAUAUUUUAAACUAGUUAGUGAAAGAACAAAAACUUGGAUAAUUCUGCAGCCUCCUUAAACCAUGCCUGUGAUGAGAAGGAAACCCCUGGUUCUUACAGAUCUUUUGUAACUCAGUCACAGAUGAUUUAGGUCUGGGCUCACUGAUAACACCCAACUAGGAGCAGCUGACUCCAAAAGAGACCUCUCACCAGCAUCUCACAGUAAAAUGAUUUGGGUUUUUUGCAAGAUAAGGGCCAAAGUGUGCAAAAGGAAUCACUCAAAAGAGUCAGGCAGAGUAGCAAGAAUGAAAUAUUGCACACAAGUUGCAGGAGAGACACAGAGGGAGAUCUAUUCCAUAUCCCAGGACAAAGUAUUUCCAGGGUGAACACUCACUCCCUUCCAAGAUGAGGAAAGGCAGUGUGGAAGGAGGGUGGGCUGCACAGUGCCAAGUGCUCAGGAUGAGGUGGCUGUUGGAAUGAAGCUUCCAUGUAGGGGUCCCUCCUGCAAAAGUUAAUUAGGCAGUUGCUCCCUGAGUGCCAAGGUGGGUGUGUGGGUUUGUUUGGAGGAACGUCCAUGGUUUGAUAA
Melozone crissalis (California towhee) is the source of this 5420-nucleotide messenger RNA. It is a transcript of the gene ELOVL6, whose product is annotated as ELOVL fatty acid elongase 6. Gene Ontology annotation, molecular function: fatty acid elongase activity. The transcript has 4 exons. The coding region runs from base 131 to 928 and encodes 265 amino acids. Gene Ontology annotation, biological process: sphingolipid biosynthetic process; fatty acid elongation, polyunsaturated fatty acid; fatty acid elongation, saturated fatty acid. Lineage: Eukaryota; Metazoa; Chordata; Aves; Passeriformes; Passerellidae. Gene Ontology annotation, cellular component: endoplasmic reticulum membrane; endoplasmic reticulum. The record is from RefSeq and is a predicted model, not a curated record.